CUACAGUAAACAUCCCGUGUGCGCGUGCGUGUGUACGUGACUAUGCAUCUCGAGUUCUCGUGAGCGCGCCUGCUCGCAUCUCUCCCAGCUGACACGCGUGUUUUCCUCCCCCAAUCCAUGUGGGCUGCGUUUCCGCGCGUGCGUGCGCGCGUCGGUGCUGAUGAGAGCUCGAGCUGCUGCUUCUCCGCUUCUUCAGAACAGGAUCAGUAUCGACCUCCUUCUUCACGCAGCGCCUCCUCCUCUUCCUCCCACCCGGCGCCGCUUCCUCUGCAGGUGGAUGGAGGCUGGAAGCCCCGGAGACUCGCACCACAAUGCACCGGAACCGCUGCCGGUUCGGUUCGGAGCGGCUGGUUGAGGAGCUGCUUUAAUUCAAGAUCGCCCAGCAUCUCCCUUCGCUCCGGGGAACGCAUCCUUAAAUGACCCGCGUCUAAACACUGGGUGUCUCCGGAUCCAGCACCCGGAUCAUGGCAUGCUGCCCAUCCCGGGCACUCAGCAGUGACCAUGGGGCUCCGGUCCAGGACCGUCGCUAGCGGCUCUGAGGAGCAGAAGAAGACCGCUCUUGGGGAUUUGCUGGACCAGGGCAGCGGCGGGGUGGAUAAGGAUGGCGCGCUGCUGCUGGUGGGACCGGGUCGGGAGGACUUUAAGCGCGGCGCUCAGGGUAUCGGGAUCGGGCUGCUGGCCAAGACCCCCCUGAGCUACACCCGGCCGGUGAAGAGGAAUAACAUCCGCAAGAGGAAGGUCCAGAACCUGAUCUACGACGCGCUGGAGAGGCCUAGAGGAUGGGCGCUGCUCUACCACGCCUUCGUGUUUUUAAUCGUUCUGGGAUGUUUGAUUCUGGCAAUACUGACGACAUUCAAGGAAUAUGAGAAGGAUUCUGCACACUGGCUGGUGGUUCUGGAAACCUUCGCCAUCUUCAUCUUCGGAGCGGAGUUUGCACUGCGAAUCUGGGCGGCCGGGUGCUGCUGUCGCUACAAAGGAUGGAGGGGGAGGCUGAAGUUCGCUCGCAAACCGUUGUGUAUUUUAGACAUCUUCGUGCUGAUUGCCUCGGUGCCGGUGGUGGCGGUGCGUAACCAAGGUAAUGUGUUGGCCACGUCACUCCGCAGCCUGCGUUUCCUGCAGAUCCUGAGGAUGCUGCGUAUGGACCGGAGGGGAGGCACCUGGAAGCUGCUUGGGUCUGCCAUCUACGCACACAGUAAGGAACUGAUCACUGCCUGGUACAUCGGCUUCCUGUCUCUGAUCCUGGCGUCCUUCCUGGUUUAUCUGGUGGAGAAAGACGACGUCUCCGUCAACUCACCUGACCACGACAACCCGACGGUGCAGCCGCAGUCGCAGGAUUUCGACACGUACGCCGAUGCGCUGUGGUGGGGUUUGAUCACACUGACCACCAUCGGGUACGGAGACAAAACCCCAAAGACCUGGGCUGGGAGGCUGUUAGCCGGUACCUUCGCUCUGAUCGGAGUGUCCUUCUUUGCUUUGCCUGCAGGGAUUCUGGGUUCUGGUUUGGCUCUGAAGGUCCAGGAGCAACACAGACAGAAGCACUUUGAGAAGCGCAGACAUCCAGCAGCCGGGCUCAUCCAGUCUGCCUGGCGAUAUUAUUCCACCAAUCCAAUCAGGGACGACCUUAUUGCCACAUGGAGGUUUUAUGAAACCAUCAUCUCUCUUCCCUGUUUCAGGAAGGACACCCUGGAGGCCAUGGUGAGUCAGAAAGUCAGUUUGCUGGAGCGCGUUCGUCAGUCCAACGUGAGACCGUCUGUAGGGAUGAGCAGGAAGCCCGUAGGUAACGCCGAGACUACCGAGGAAAGCCCCUCCAAGGACUCCAAACCGGCUGGCUUCAGUAACCGGGAACGCUUCCGCACGGCCUUCCGAAUGAAGGCCUACUCCCUCCGACAAAGCUCCGAAGAUGCUGCAGCAUUAACAGACCCAGCCUUAGAGGAGCGGGGCUUCCCAGCCGAUAUCCUCCUGGAGGAGAUGAUCCCAACGCUGAAACUGGUCAUCAGGGCAGUCAGGAUCUUACAGUUCCUCUUGAACAAGAAGCGGUUUAAGGAAACUCUGAGGCCUUAUGAUGUCAAAGAUGUGAUUGAGCAGUACUCUGCUGGACACCUGGACAUGCUCUGCAGAAUUAAAUACCUCCAGACAAGGAUCGACAUGAUUCUUGCCCCUGGACCUCUCCUCACCCCGAAAAAUAAGAAGACCCAGAAGCCUCCCUUUACGUACCCGUCCAGUCAGUCUCCCAGGCAUGAGUCCUACAUAGCUAAAGCCGCCUCCAUGCCGGAUGCUGAAGACCAAAGCAUGAUGGGUAGAUUUGUCAGGGUGGAGAGACAGGUGGAAGACAUGGAGAAGAAGUUGGACUUUCUGGUAGACAUGCACAUCCAACACACCGAGCACCUGCAGGUGGACUCGGCUGGCGCUGCCCACAUGACCCUGGAGACCUGCGAUUCCUCUGUGAACGGUGAGAUCAGACGGGUUUUCCUCAACUACUCUGAGGUGUUCCCACACUUGUCGUACCAGGGGCCUGUCAGCAAGAUGAAACCAACCUGUGGCAGAGGACGGGGGGGCAGAACGGGGAUGGGGUCGGUCGGAGGACUCCGUCCUCUGGAGGCCAUUACCACCUACACGGAGCGUCCAACGGUGUUGCCCAUCAGCUCCUUGCAGGACUUGUCAGCGGGGCCAUGCAGGACCACAGGGUGUCGGGGGGGUGACUCACCGCUUUCGAUGCUGUCAGUGAACCACGAGGAGCUAGAGCGCUCGCCCAGCGGCUUCAGCAUCUCUGGGGAACAGGAAGGGGGAGGAGGGAUGGAGGCCGGGAUGGCGACUGGGGAGGCCAGUUGGACAAGACCCAGGCCCAGUUACCUGGCUGAGGGGGAGACGGACACAGACACAGACCCCUUCACGCCCAGUGGGGGAACAAUGCCUCUUUCCUCCACUGGGGAGGGCUUUGGAGAUGCUGAGUGGAACACCCCGCCCUGAGAGGUGUCAGCCUUCACGCCUUUGAGACCUUAAAUCCAGACCGUACCUGUAAACCCAAACCUGUAGGUGGAAACCACACCUUUGGGCUGAAGGCGUGUUUUAUCUGCCUCCAUGCUACACGGU
Messenger RNA from Nothobranchius furzeri (turquoise killifish), 3090 nucleotides. It is a transcript of the gene kcnq3, whose product is annotated as potassium voltage-gated channel, KQT-like subfamily, member 3. Gene Ontology annotation, cellular component: membrane; voltage-gated potassium channel complex. NCBI's taxonomy places the organism in Eukaryota, Metazoa, Chordata, Actinopteri, Cyprinodontiformes, Nothobranchiidae. Gene Ontology annotation, molecular function: voltage-gated potassium channel activity. Gene Ontology annotation, biological process: potassium ion transmembrane transport. The record is from RefSeq and is a predicted model, not a curated record.